UUGACCCGCAAAAGGACACGAGAUAUACGAUCUGAGGAAAGAGAAAUAUGUUGACGCUUCUUGUUAUAACGGUUGCUCUGUGUUUCCAUGGGAAUGCAGCAUUCUUCUUGGAAACGUCUUCUAGAAAUGUAACACAAACAUUGUCGUCGACCAAUGGUGGUCAGUUUGGGAGCUGGGGUCGGGCGGAGUUCUGUCCACAGGGACAAUGGGCUGUAGGAUAUGACAUGAAGAUCGAAAAGUACCAGUUUACUGGCGACGAUACGGCACUGAACUCUAUAGCGUUGAUCUGCUCGGACAUGGAUGGGGCCCACUUUGGCUCGCACGCCAUAACCUCCACUGAGGGGCCGUUCGGGGACUGGAAAGGUCGAGUCACGUGUAACCAACGUCCGUCGAAGCCCAUGUUUUUGAGCGCGUUUAGCCUGCAAGUCGAGACCCCGCAAGGUUCCCUGGACGAUAACGGCGCCACCUGGGUGAAGUUCCAAUGCGAGGACAUGUACGGCACCACACAGAUGGAGGAAUUGAACAAGGACCCGGGCAAGAACUCAUUCGGGGACUUUGGGCCUUACUCCUCAAGCUGCGCCGCAGGGUCCGCAAUUUGCGGCUUGAAGACAAAGGUUGAGGGGAACCAGGGAAGCAAUGACGACACGACACUCAAUGACGUCCAGUUUUACUGCUGUAACGCCCGAGACCCCGGCCAUUAAGGAUAAAUGUGUAGUGAUUGUAUGAUUACUUAUAUAUUGACGGAAUAAAACGUUAGAACGCGUAA
Molecule: messenger RNA, 766 nt
Organism: Mya arenaria
Lineage: Eukaryota; Metazoa; Mollusca; Bivalvia; Myida; Myidae
Product: vitelline membrane outer layer protein 1-like
Exons: 5
Coding region: 48-701 (217 amino acids)
Source: RefSeq, a predicted model, not a curated record